This is a messenger RNA of Nyctereutes procyonoides (raccoon dog), 8881 nucleotides long. It is a transcript of the gene TECPR1, whose product is annotated as tectonin beta-propeller repeat containing 1. Lineage: Eukaryota; Metazoa; Chordata; Mammalia; Carnivora; Canidae. Bases 3751 to 7545 code for a protein of 1264 amino acids. The record is from RefSeq and is a predicted model, not a curated record. The transcript has 24 exons. Gene Ontology annotation, cellular component: membrane.
CCCCUCUUCCCGCCGCUGCGCGGGUGGGAGAGGCUGUGCGGGCGCCGGCGCGGUUCCCCUGAGCGCCCGGUGACGCCCCCGCCCCAGCCUUCGCGCGGGAGGGACCGGGGAAGCGGGUUGCUGGCGCCUGCGGGUUUAGAGGAGCGAGCUGCGCGGAGCCCGUUUGUCCCUCCCCUAGGCGGCAGUAGGAGCGGAUCUGCCCGUCGUGGGAUUAGCACGGGCAGAUGUGCGGCCAGCGGAUCCUGCUUCAGGAAGGACUCAGCCACCGGACGUGUCCUGCUAUUUUCUCCCGCGUCUCUGGACCCUGCUUUCCGACAGCCCCCGAAAGAGGCAGGCAGUAAGCAGCCAUCAGAAAUCAGGGCUCUUUCUGUUUGCACAGGGAGUGUACUAGAAAAACAAACCAGCUGCAGACCUUUCAGGAAGGAGCCCUAAGGCAGACGCAGGGAAAUAGAUGCUUCAGGAGCUCCCUCGGUACCUUGUGUCCCUCCCUCCACCAUGCCCUGGCCCUACCCCCGCCCCUCCCACCGCUUCACCUUCCUUUGAGGACCUUUUGGUCUCUGAAGGGACCUAUUAGUAAACCCGUGCAGAAGCGCAGAUGGUUCUGAGGGCGGUGAGCAGGUCUUCUUAGUAGAUUGACCAAGACCAAAGGUCCAACUGGAAUUCAUUGUACAAAAGUUCUUGGUGAAUCCGAGGUUUCUUUCUUGGAAACUGUCCUCUCUAGCCUUACAAAACAAAGAAAUCCCAGGAUCACAGAACCAUGGGACUCAAUGCUCAAACCUCCCUUUCAAGAGUUUCAAGAGUCCCCUGACCCAGUGACCCAGUGACCCAGUGUCCCUGGAUUGGCUAUCUGGUCACCUCACAGCCAGGAAGUGGCAUAUGAUGAGCUGGGGUGGCAUCCUGGUAAGAGCAGAAAGAGGGUGAGGCUGGCCAAGGAUGUUCACCCCUGUCAUCUUUAGCUAGGAAGCUAUGGUGCCUCCGUGUCCACUCUGGAGGGAGUUCGCAAACAUAACCCCCCAUCCUGUCCUUUCUCUGCAGUAGAGAGUCUUUUGUUAGCUGCCUGGAAGGUUAAAUUAUGUCUAUAUGGAAAUUAGUGCUUAGUCAUCAUCUUUCUGAAAGGAAGUGUAUUAAAUACAAGUGAAAGUCACUAUUCAUUGAGCUAAACCUACAGAUAGCCUGACUUUGCUGGUUUCUUGUACUGUGAACUGUGACCCGAGAGAUAGCUUUAAAGAAUAGAUUUAUAGUCAUAUAACAUUAUAGGAGCCAAAAUUCUCUUCACCCCCAAAAUUCUUACUUUCCCCCCAACAAUUUAUGAUGAAGAUAUUCAAACACACAGCCAAGUUUAAAGAAUUAACACCUACACCUACCACCUAAAUUCUACUGUUGAUCUUUUACUCUUCUUGUUUUAUCACAUAUGUAUCCACCUGUCUUGACCUUUUUUUUUUUUAAGAUUUUAUUUAUUUAUUCAUGAGAAACACAGAGAGAGGCAGAGGGAGAAGCAGGUUCCAUGCAGGGAGCUCAAUGUGAGACUCAAUCCCAGAACCCCAGGAUUAUGACCUGAGCCCAAGGCAGACGCUCAACCGCUGAGCCACCCAAGUGCCCCUUGAUCUUCCUUUAAACCUUAAGUCAUUGCUGACAUUUGGUUUCCGUGGAACAGGAUUUCCAUCUUAGCCCAGGGAGUUGGCCAUGCAGUUGAUGUAGGUGGCCGUGAUUCUCCGUAAACUUUGGGUGAACACCCACUAUGUGCUGAGCACUGUUAGGUGCCAAGGAAGUGAAGAAGCUGAAGACUCAGGCUGAAGAGGAAGGGAUUUGAUAUUUCCUGUUUCUAAGAGUUAGGAGAUAACCAGUAGUUUUUUUUGUUUUUGUUUUUUUAAGAUUUUAUUUAUUUAUUCCUGAGACACACACACACAGAGAGAGAGAGAGAGAGAGAGAGAGAGAGAGAGGCAGAGACACAGGCAGAGGGAGAAGCACGCUCCAUGCAGGGAGCCCGAUGUGGGACUCGAUCCCAGGUCUCCAGGAUCACACCCUGGGCUGAAGGCAGCGCUAAACCACUGCGCCACCUGGGCUGCCUGAUAACCAGUAGUUUUAACGUAGGUGCCAAAUAAUAAAACGACACCAGUAAUGCUUGCUGAGUUUUUGCUGCGUACCAAAUACAGAGGCUCUGUACCUGUGUUAUCUCACUUCAUUCUUACAAGGACUUUGUAGGACUUUGUAAGUAGGUCGGUGUUCCUUUCUGCCUUUCACAAUUUAAGAAAUCAAGGCACAGAGAGGUUAGCUGGCUUUGGUUGGUGGCAGAAAGGGAUGGAGCCAAGACCCAGAUUCCAACAGUCUGGGUCCAGGGUGGCUCUGGGCACUCUUAGCCACAGUGUAGAUGCCAGAGGGGGGAUAGUGGGCCCACAGGCUUGGCCAGGCAAGAGUAACCGCAGCUCUUCCACCUGGAUGCAGAUACGCUCCAGAAGGCUGGUGUUGUGACUUCCCAUGUGUUUGACCCGGACUUGGUGCCAGCGUGGAGAGGUCAGGGUUCUGGGAGGUCUCCCAAAGCAGGGCUCCUGUUCCUUCUGUUUGUCUUCCUUCUCAUCCCUUGGUUACUUCCUUCCUAGCCUGCACUCUGUUUGGUAUUUGUGAGACAUGCUUUGUUCCAGAAGAGCCUCUGUGCCUGUAGCAGACGCUCCCAUUCUCAGACACUUAGCACCCGUCAUCCCCUCCCAAGCGCCCACAGCAUCGGGUGUACUGCGGGUGUGGAACAGCCUGGCCCAGCAGCAGCCUCGAGGCGCCUGGCCUGCUGGCUGUCUCCUAGUGGCUCUGCCCCCCUACUGGCUCUGGGGCAGUGUCAGGCUGAGCUUCUCGCUGUCCCCCACCCCCAGGCUGCUGUCCUCCAGCUGGGGAGGUUCUGGCCUUCUGGCCCUGAGGUGGUAGGAGGCUUGACCCUUCUCUAAGCCACUCUCCAGGAAUUAGGCCCCAGGGAGCACCAGCACAGUCAGCCCUGGAGGUGUGGGGGUGGCCAGUCCUAGAAUUUACUGGCCGCUGCCCACCUGCUGCAGAGUGGAGAGGGAGAGGACCGCAAAAUGAGUUGGAGUGGGGGAUGGCAGAUGGGGACGGGUCCAGGAGGAGAGGGUGGUAGUCACACACCAGGACGCCAAGGACAGGACCCUCAUGUCCCCGCCACAUAGCUGCAGGGCUCCCAUAGGACCAGACACAGCUCUGGCCAGGGUGCCAGAUCCCUGAGGACGCCUUCACCAGAACCCGCAUGGAUGAGAAGACCUGCCCACCAUGGGGGCAGAGGCCUCCCAGAGAGGCAGCGAUGGGCAUAGGCUUUAACAAACUUUGGGACUUCUCAUGAAUUCUUUCUUUUUGUUUUGUUUAAAAUUAUAAAUUUAUUUAUUCAUGAGAGACACAGAGAGAGAGGCAGAGAUAUAGGAAGAGGGAAAGCAGGUGCCCUGCGGGGAGCCUGAUGUGGGACUCCAUCGCAGGACCCUGGGUUCACGACCUGAGCCAGAGGCAAACGCUCAACUACUGAGCCACCCAGGUGCCCCUCAUUUAUUCUCUUGAUGAGAAAGAGCGAGGCUGUGACCAAAAUAAUAAUAUUCAUUAAAUUGGGGGAGGUAGACACUUGGAUGUUGCAAUGUCCCCUCCGUACAUUUUUGCAUUUGGAAGCACUGCCCUAGACGCUGGCGGCGGACAUUGACCUGGCCUCCUGCUGCCAGCCCUCCUCCCGCAGCCGCCACCACUACCAUCACCACCGCCACCGCCACCAUGCCCAACUCCGUGCUGUGGGCGGUGGACCUCUUCGGGAAGGUGUACACGUUGUCCACGGCGGGGCAGUACUGGGAGCUGUGCAAGGACAACCGGCUGGAGUUCAAAAGGGUCAGUGCAGCCAUGCAGUGCUGCUGGGGCAUCGCCUGUGACAACCAGGUCUACGUUUACGUGUGUGCCAGCGAUGUCCCCAUCCGCCGCCGGGAGGAGGCCUACGAGAACCAGCGCUGGAACCCCGUGGGUGGCUUCUGUGAGAAGCUCCUGCCAAGUGACCGCUGGCAGUGGAGCGAUGUGAGUGGGCUCCAGCAACGGCCACUGGAUGGGGUGGCACUGCCCUCACCGCACUGGGAGUGGGAGUCGGACUGGUAUGUGGAUGAGAACUUUGGAGGGGAACCCACCGAGAAAGGGGUAGGUAAAUUCAGCUCCCACUGUGGCUCCCGUGUGGGCAAGGAGUGCUUUGGGCUGGAUCCGUACCCCCGCUGCCAUCUCCCACGCCCCCUGUCCAGCCUCAGCCACUGCCCUGCAUGCUCCCGACCUCUGCUCGGGAUGGGUGGCCUUUGGGGCUUUGGGUACCACCACUGCCUCCCUCCCCCUCUUCCUCCCUGCUCUCUGUCUGUCUCCAGUCGGUCCUUCCCUAGGAGCCCGACAGAGCCCCCCUGCUUGGUAUUUCAGGGGUGGACAUACGCCAUCGACUUCCCUGCCACCUACACCAGAGACAAGAAGUGGAAUUCUUGCGUGCGGCGUCGGAGGUGGAUCCGGUACAGGAGAUACAAGUCUCGGGACACCUGGGCCAAGAUCCCUUCGAAGGAUGACCCCAAGCAACUGCCCGACCCCUUCAAUGACCUCUCUGUGGGGGGGUGGGAAAUCACAGACGAGCCCGUGGGCCGCCUGUCCGUGUGGGCUGUGUCUCUGCAGGGCAAGGUGUGGUACAGAGAGGACGUCAGCCACCCCAACCCCGAAGGCUCAUCGUGGUCCCUCAUGGACACCCCAGGGGAGGCGGUGCAGAUCAGCUGUGGGCCCCACGACCUCCUAUGGGUCACGCUCUGGGAGGGGCAGGCCUUGGUCCGGGAAGGAAUCAACAGGAACAAUCCCAAAGGAAGUUCCUGGUCCAUAGUGGAGCCUCCCGCCUCUGAAAAUGGGAUCAUGCACGUCUCCGUGGGAGUUGGCGUGGUCUGGGCCAUCACCAAGGAUCGGAAAGUGUGGUUCCGAAGAGGCGUCAACUCGCACAAUCCCUGUGGCACCAGCUGGAUUGAGAUGGUCGGAGAUAUGAUGAUGGUGAACGUGGGGCUCAAUGACCAGGUUUGGGGCAUUGGCUGUGAGGACCGGGCCAUGUACUUCCGUCAGGGUGUCACCCAGAGUGAACUCAGUGGGAAAACCUGGAAGGCCAUCGUCGCCAGCCGAGAGAGUGACCGAUCGCACUCUGGUAGCUCAUCAAGUCUCCUCAGUGCUGGCUGCUUCUUUGGCGACGAGGUGAGGGGCAGUGGUGAGUCCUGUGCACCGAGUGACACGGAUGCCUCUUUAGAAGCUGAGAGAGUGGGGCCUGACCAGCCUGUCCCUGCAGAGUCUGUGGACGGUCCCAGGAACCCCAGGGACAGCUUGGCCACAGGCCCGGGCAUCGGCAGGACCACAGAGCAUGCUGUGGAGGUCACCAGCCUGGCCACUCCGGCUCCUGGGCCUGGCCUGGCCUCCACCCCGGCUGAACUGCCCUGGACCAAUAUUGACCUGAAGGAGCCCAAGAGAGCACCCAGCCACUCAGCUGCUGGCUUUCCAGAGACCACCGGCCUUUCCACACUGGGGCUCCUCCCACUGGGCUUGGAGGAGCCCUACGGGGCUGAUGACCACUCACUAUGGGCCUGGGUAUCCGGAGGAGGCUGCGCUGUGGAGGCCCACUCUGUGCUCAAGUGGUUCACCGUCCAGUCGGGCCUGUCCCCCUCGGUACAGACGCUGUCCCUGUCCAUCACGCCGGCCCAGACAGCCGCCUGGCGGAAGCAGAUCUUCCAGCAGCUCACUGAGAGGACCAAGCGGGAGCUGGAGAACUUCCGGCACUACGAGCAGGCCGUAGAGCAGUCGGUGUGGGUGAAGACGGGGGCCCUGCAGUGGUGGUGUGACUGGAAACCCCACAAGUGGGUGGACGUCCGUGUGGCCCUGGAGCAGUUCACGGGGCUCGAUGGAGCUCGGGACAGCAUCCUCUUCAUCUACUACGUGGUCCACGAGGAGAAGAAGUACCUCCACGUCUUCCUCAAUGAGGUGACACUCCUAGUCCCUGUGCUCAACGAGACCAAGCACUCUUUUGCCCUUUAUACCCCCGAGAGGACACGGCAGAGGUGGCCCGUGCAUCUGGCUGCUGCCACUGAGCAGGACAUGAAUGAUUGGCUGGCCCUGCUCAACCUGUCCUGCUGCGAGAGCCGGAGGGUCCACGGCCGCCCCUCCCCGCAGGCCAUCUGGUCCGUCACCUGCAAGGGGGACAUCUUUGUGAGCGAGCCCAGCCCAGACCUGGAGGCCUCUGAGCACAUGCUGCCCUGUGACCAGAUGUUCUGGCGGCAGAUGGGAGGCCACCUGCGAGUGGUGGAGGCCAGCGGCCGGGGAGUGGUGUGGGGCAUCGGCUACGACCACACAGCCUGGGUCUAUACGGGUGGCUACGGCGGAGGCUGCUUCCAAGGCCUGGCCAGCAGCACCAGUAACAUCUACACGCAGUCAGACGUGAAGUGUGUCUACAUCUACGAGAACCAGCGCUGGAACCCCGUCACGGGCUACUCCAGCAGGGGUCUGCCCACCGACCGGUACAUGUGGAGCGACGCCUCAGGGCUGCAGGAGUGCACCAAGGCUGGCACGAAGCCCCCGUCCCUGCAGUGGACCUGGGUUUCUGACUGGUCUGUGGAUUUCAGCGUUCCCGGGGGCACUGACCAGGAGGGCUGGCAGUACGCCAGUGACUUCCCUGCCUCAUACCAUGGGUACAAAACCAUGAAGGAUUUUGUUAGGAGAAGGUGCUGGGCCAGAAAAUGUAAGCUGGUGACCACUGGGCCCUGGCUGGAGGUGGCCCCUAUCACCCUUGGGGAUGUGUCCAUCAUCCCAGAGAGCCCAGAUGCCAACAGAAGUGGGCAUAGCAUCGCCCUCUGGGCCGUCAGUGACAAGGGAGAUGUGCUUUGCCGCCUGGGCGUGUCGGAGCUCAACCCCGCGGGCUCCUCCUGGCUGCACGUGGGCACUGACCAGCCCUUCACUUCCAUCUCCAUUGGAGCCUGUCACCAGGUGUGGGCCGUGGCCAGGGAUGGCUCCGCCUUCUACCGGGGCUCUGUGUCCCCCACCCAGCCAGCUGGUGACUGCUGGUACCACAUCCCGUCUCCUCCCAAGCAGAGGCUGAAGCAGGUAUCUGUGGGGCAGACGUCAGUGUACGCCUUGGACGAAAACGGGAACCUGUGGUAUCGUCAGGGGGUGACGCCCAGCUACCCGCAAGGCUCCAGCUGGGAGCACGUGUCCAACAACGUGUGCCGAGUGUCCGUGGGGCCCCUGGACCAGGUUUGGGUAAUCGCCAACAAGGUCCAGGGGAGCCAUGGCCUGAGCCGGGGAACCGUGUGCCAUCGCACAGGCGUGCAGCCUCGAGAGCCCAAGGGCCAGGGCUGGGACUAUGGCAUCGGAGGGGGCUGGGAUCACAUCACUGUCCGGGCCAAUGCCACCAGAGCCUUCAGGAGCAGGUCCCAGGAGACAGCCACUGACUGGAGUGGGGAGCCGGGCCUCCCCAGCACGCCGUCGAGGGUGCCUGGAGCCUCGCAGGAGGCCCGUGGCCCUGUCUGCUGCUGAGGCCGCAGCCUCCCCUCACCUGAAGCAGGUGUGUCCUUCAAAGUUGAUAUGUGCGCCUUCCGGUCUGAGCCAUUCUUACAUGUGGAUCAUGGAGGGAACCUGGCCUGAGGUCACAGCCACUUCAGAGGCACUGGCUGAACCAGCCCAGAAAUGUGAAGUUGUGGAUGCUCCCACACACGUACCCCUGUCUGCAGGCAUGGAGUGGGGUGGGGGCUCCUUCACCCCAGCCUUUCCCACCUGCCCCUCCCCACUGUGCCUCCUGCUGUUCUGGAACAGGAGCCUGGAGCUUUCCAGGAAUGCUGCCUUGGGAAGCCAAACCCAGGAAGCCCCCAGUGUCCCCAGACAGGUGGGGUACAGCACCCCUCCCCCACCAAGACAAUGGCUGUGGGGCUCAGGGCCACUUUGCCCUGUUCUCUGAUCAUUUUUCAGAGCCAGACUCGAGAACACAGUUUAAUUUCAAAACUUAAGUGAGAAUUGACAGCUUGGAAGCCAAGGUUGGAGAGGGGUUUCUUUUGGAUGGGCACAAGCCCCCCUGUGGGAUUGGAGGCUGCUCCCUUUGUGUCUGAUGAUACAGUAGGGGCUGCAGGGACACGGGGUGUGCAGGCCGCAGCCCCAAGCCCCACACACCGGGGCAAGACUGCCCCCCCGCUGCCAGGCCAGUAGGGAAGCACCUCCCAUCGGGCAGCUUCUUUGCUGCUCUUUUUUUAAGAUUUUAUUUUUAAGUAAUCUCUACACCCAACAUGGGGCUCAAACGCACCACCCCGAGAUCAAGAGUCGCAUGCUGUACUGACUGAGCCAGCCAGGCGCCCCUCCUCUGCUGCUUUUUAUUCCAUUAUGGCUCCAUUUGGUGAAGCCUCAGAUUUGCUUCCUGCAACCAGACACUUUGCCUGAAAGCCCAAGUUGGCCUCUGCUCAUUUUGGGACAAAACGAACUGGCUCCAGCCUUCCCUGGAAUUCUCAUCAGGAGGGGUCAGCCAUGCAUUUGACUCCGUUUUGCCGUGUGGCAUUCAACUCGAAGGUCUCCUCUGGGGUCCCCUCCUGCAGGGCACUGGAAGGGGCUGACGGUCUCUGCAUUUGCUGUGAAUUGUGGAGGUGGGACCGGGAGGCGUGAGUGGGGCUUUGGGGGCACCGUCCCGUGUGUCUGCACCAUGGGUUCCUUCUACAACAGCAACCUGCCGCUCUGCUGUGACUCGCUGUCUGUCUGUAGCUGGUUACACGUUGCUCUUGCUCCAGGGCGACUGUGUCCUCACUGCUGAGCGCCCACUGUCUACCAGGUCAGCACCACCAAACCAUCUCGAUUCCUUGGAUGCUUUACUCAAUAAAAACUCACACCAGAA